UAAAUAAAAACCAAAUUUACUGUAAAAUCAUAUUGCAAACUCCUUAAAAUUAGCAUUCGUAAUUUACUGUUGCCUGCAUUCAUAUUAAAACAAAUGCUGCAUAAACAAGGUGCUUUACCUUUGGGUGGGCCAGAAUCAAAGGAUGUCGCGUGCACAUUCGAGCGCGCGACUCUCACGCCUCGCGCAUUUAAAGCCUGCACAGUUUCCAGAAGCAGUGAACUUGACAGCUCUGCUCUCCUCUGAUGUGCCUCAUGGAUCACAGGGAUUCCUGGACACUACAUGAUGACAGGGGUCAUCAGGGGCCAGCUGUGCGCUUUAAAAGCGCUGUCCGAAGCCUGGACACCCCGAGCACUCGGACCACAGGCGCGCAGAGAAAGAGUCGCAGCUGAAAACCUCAUUGAUUCGCAAUGCCACUCUUACUGUUCGCCACUUUGGUGGUUUCUCUGAUACAUGUUGACUGCGUUCAGAUCGAUAGUCAAGGCGCGCUCGUGAGAGGACAUCACAAGGCUUUCGCAGGUUCAUACUCUGACUACAGUCUCCAGAUGCACCCGAGGUACCCGCUGUACAUGAUGCAGUUAUACAGAGACUUCAGCGGGAACACACACACUUCUCCAGCCAGUGUCCACAACAGCACUGUCCAGCAGGCGGACUUCGUCCUCAGCCUGAUUGCUCAAGACUGUCGUCAAACAGGCGAGCGAUGGAGCGUCACUUUUGACAUGUCUUCCCUCUCAGUGAGUGACAACAUUCAUCUUUCAGAGCUCCGCAUCCGUCUCCCAGCGUUUUCUGCAUCCAGACGCGUCAUGGUGGACGUCUUCCACUUGCGUAAACGGGAUUGUGAGUCAGACUCAGUGUUUUGUCGCCUUAAGAGACUUUUUCUAGGAAGCAUCAAGUCAGUGCCCGGCACUCCAGCAUCAACCUGGAGGGUUUUCAACGUCACAGAGCUGCUCCAACACUGGUUGAGUCAGGGAACGGAGACUCCCGAGAACAUCCCAACACCAGAGGAUGGAAGCGGCGAAGACUUAACAGAGUUGGUUACAAAGAGUGAGGACACUGGAAGCGGGGAAGGCUUAAUUGAACCGGUUACAAAGAGUUGGCGACGAAAAAUUCAGCAUCCCACAGCAGAACGAGUUAUGAUUGUAGUCUUCUACAAAAACAAGUUUUCCCACAGUGGCCAACGGGCCUCCAGCUUGAUGAAUACAGUUGCUCACUCCAAACAUGUCCUCCUGAGCCGAGCUCAAGGUCGUCGACACAAGAGGAACCGGGUCGAGAGGAUGCGCAUUCAGACGGACGAGAGAAACACGACGGGAGUCGAGCAGCAUCAAGGAGAACUUUGCCGGCGAGUUGAUAUGUGGGUGGAUUUUGAUCAAAUUGGAUGGGAUGAGUGGAUCGUGCACCCGAAGCGUUACAAUGCUUACCGGUGCGAAGGCCAAUGUCCAAGUCCACUGGAUGAGUCGUACAACCCAACAAACCACGCAUAUAUGCAGAGCUUGUUGAAGCUUUUCCACCCGGAGCGUGUGAGCUGCCCGUCCUGUGUGCCCACACGCCUCAGCUCGCUCUCCAUGCUGUAUUACGAAGGAGACGGAGUGGUCAUGCGGCAUCACGAGGACAUGAUCGUGGAGGAGUGCGGCUGCCACUGAACACUGAACAUGUCAAAUGUUCACUAUAUAUACGCUCUAUAGCACCUAAAAGGGGUUCACAUCAUCGGAUCAUUACAUGGAAUUAUUUUCAAUUAAUUCAUUUUCAAGUUUUAAUACAUUUUUUAUUAAGUAAAUAGCUCGUAAACAUACUUUAUGACUACAAAAUGUAAAUAACCUUUUAAGUAUGGAAAAGGUCGACAUUUCUCCUUAUAUAGAACAUUUUUGGAGAAAGCGUUCUCUCAGAUUCGAGUCCGGAACCCUAGAGUUCUAUAUAGAACCCCAAUGAAACCCUUUUCCUAAGAGUGAACAAAAACAUUCCAUAUUCUGUUCUUUUUUCAUUUCAAAUGAAAACCGCUGAAAUGCUGUCAAAAGUUCAGAAAUAUUUAAUAUUUAAAAGAAACACUUGUAAAUAUUUUGAAUUUUUUAAACGAGUGUAUAUUUUUUACUUCAUGUACAUAUGGUUUUGUUACGUUUAAGUAAAAUGUGAUGUGAAAAGUGUUUUUUUUACCAUCUUAU
Messenger RNA from Pimephales promelas (fathead minnow), 2153 nucleotides. RefSeq names its product southpaw (gene spaw). Gene Ontology annotation, cellular component: extracellular region. Gene Ontology annotation, molecular function: cytokine activity; growth factor activity. The record is from RefSeq and is a predicted model, not a curated record. Lineage: Eukaryota; Metazoa; Chordata; Actinopteri; Cypriniformes; Leuciscidae.